AUGAAUCAGAAGGAAGUUGCUCUAGUGACCGAAGAGGUGAAGAGAAUGCUAGUGAAGGGAGCCAUUCAGUCCAUAUGUCAUGUAAAAGGGGAGUUUUUGAGCAAUGUAUUCUUAGUUCCCAAGAAGGAUGGGGGGAACAGACCUGUGAUAAAUUUGAAACAUCUGAACAAGUUUGUACCUUACCAUCAUUUCAAAAUGGAGGGACUUCAUCUGAUACAGGAAAUGAUACAGGAAGGGGAUUGUAUGUGCAAAAUAGACCUGAAAGAUGCUUAUUUUUGUGUCCCACUUCAUCAGAGGUCAAGAAAAUAUGUACGGUUCCAGUGGCAGGGAAACCUCUACGAAUUCCUCUGCAUGUGUUUCGAACUGGGGCCUGCUCCACGGAUAUUCACCAAAUUGAUGAAAAUUCCAAUUUCAAUUUUACGAAAAAUCAAUGUUGAAGUAAUCAUUUAUUUAGACGACAUGUUGCUUUUAAGCCAGUCUAUUCUGGAGCCAGUUCAAACAAUAAAUUUCCUGGGUGUAGAGAUAAAUUCAGUGAACAUGAGCAUGAACGUGCCACAAGAAAAAGUGAAAAGAAUAGAGGAGAAAUGCAAAGAGGUACUAACAAAACCCUCAAUGGUUGUGUGGGAACUGAGCAGUCUGGUGGGCAAACUAUCCUCAACCUCCCCAGCGGUCAUUCCAGCAAACUUACAGCAAAAGUGUUUGAUAAAAGCUUUACAAUUAAAUAAAAGUUACAAUGCAGUUGUUCAUUUAGACCCACAGGCUCUAUGGGAAAUCCGGUGGUGGAUGAACAAUUUGACACUGACCCAAGGAAGAUCAUUAUUAAAAUCCCUCCAGGGGGGUAAUAAUCCAAACAGAUGCAUCCAAACUAGGUUGGGGAGCAGUUUGUCAGUGAAGGAAUAUAGGAGGACAAUGGUCUCUGCAAGAAUCCAACCUUCACAUUAA
This is a messenger RNA of Hydractinia symbiolongicarpus, 942 nucleotides long. RefSeq lists its product as uncharacterized. The transcript has a single exon. Bases 1 to 942 code for a protein of 313 amino acids. The record is from RefSeq and is a predicted model, not a curated record. NCBI's taxonomy places the organism in Eukaryota, Metazoa, Cnidaria, Hydrozoa, Anthoathecata, Hydractiniidae.